This is a messenger RNA of Engraulis encrasicolus (European anchovy), 4313 nucleotides long. RefSeq names its product ephrin type-A receptor 6-like. NCBI's taxonomy places the organism in Eukaryota, Metazoa, Chordata, Actinopteri, Clupeiformes, Engraulidae. Gene Ontology annotation, molecular function: ATP binding; transmembrane-ephrin receptor activity; protein binding. Bases 37 to 2916 code for a protein of 959 amino acids. Gene Ontology annotation, biological process: protein phosphorylation; axon guidance; ephrin receptor signaling pathway. The transcript has 17 exons. The record is from RefSeq and is a predicted model, not a curated record. Gene Ontology annotation, cellular component: dendrite; plasma membrane.
GAUACCACCUCUGUGUUUGGGGAGCUGGGUUGGAAAAUGUAUCCGAUUAAUGGCUGGGACGCCAUCACGGAAAUGGACGAGCACAACAGGCCCAUACACACCUUCCAGGUGUGCCACGUGAUGGAACCCAACCAGAACAACUGGCUGCGCUCCAACUGGAUCUUCCGGGAGGCCGCGCAGAAGGUCUACGUGGAGCUGCGCUUCACGCUGCGCGACUGCAACAGCAUCCCCUGGGUCUCCGGCACCUGCAAGGAAACCUUCAACCUGUUUUACAUGGAGAGCGACGACGCGCACGGGCUCAAGUUCAAAUCCAGCCAGUACACGAAGAUCGACACCAUCGCAGCCGACGAGAGCUUCACACAGAUGGACCUCGGGGAUCGCAUUCUCAAACUGAACACUGAGGUGCGAGAGGUGGGGCCCAUCACGAGGAAAGGUUUCUAUUUGGCCUUUCAGGACAUAGGGGCGUGCAUAGCUCUGGUGUCCGUACGGGUAUACUACAAAAAGUGUCCUUUCACCUUUCGAAACCUUGCCACAUUUCCAGACACCAUUCCACGAGUGGACUCCUCGUCGCUAGUGGAGGUGCGUGGAGCUUGCGUGAAGAAUGCGGAGGAGCGAGACACCCCAAAACUCUACUGCGGGGCAGAUGGAGACUGGCUGGUGCCCCUCGGCCGCUGCGUCUGCAGCGUGGGCUACGAGGAGUUAAAUGGCGCUUGCAUUGCUUGUCGACCCAGCUUCUACAAGGCUUUUGCCGGAAACAUCAAGUGCACCAAGUGUCCGCCUCACAGUUACAGCUCGGAUGAUGGGGCCCAGUUGUGCUACUGCGAGAAGGGAUACUUCAGGGCCGAUAAAGAUCCUCCCUCAAUGGCUUGCACACGACCUCCGUCUCCCCCUAGAAACGUGAUUUUCAACAUCAACGAGACCUCGCUCUUCCUCGAGUGGAGCCCGCCGAGUGACACCGGGGGCCGUAAGGACCUGACCUACAGCGUGCUGUGCAAGCGUUGCGGCUCCGGGUCGGGCUCUGGGUCGGGCUCCGUCUCCAGCUCCGGGUCGUCCGGGUCGUCGGGCCAUCAGCAGCAGCAGUGCGAGCUGUGCGGCGGGGAGCUGCGCUUCGUGCCUCGCCCUCAGGGCCUGACCAACGCCUCGGUCACCGUGCUGGAUUUUGACGCCCACGCCAACUACACCUUCGAGAUCGAGUCCCAUAACGGAGUGUCGGCUCUGAGUUCCUUUCCCAGGCCGGUGGCCACAGUCACCAUCAGCACAGAGCAAGGGGUGUCUGUAGUGGUCAAGGACUGGGCGGCCCAGAACAGUAUUGCCCUCUCCUGGAAGGACACUGAGCGCUCCCCGCUGCCCGUCUUGGACUAUGAGAUCAAGUAUUACGAAAAGGAGCACGAGCAACUCAGCUACUCCUCCACGCGUAGCAAGGUGCCCAGUGUCAUCAUCGCCGGACUCAAGCCCUCCACCAUCUACACCUUCCACAUCCGAGCGCGCACGCCUGCUGGCUACACCGGCUACAGCCCCAAGUUUGAGUUUGAGACGGGGGAAGACGAUAUGGCAGCUGAUCAAGGUCAGGUGUUGGUCAUCGUCACGGCAGCAGUUGGAGGUUUCACCCUGCUCGUCAUCCUCACUCUGUUCUUCCUCAUCACGGGAAGGUGUCAGUGGUACAUAAAAGCCAAGAUGAAGUCGAAUGACAAGCGGAGGGCACAGUAUCAGAACGGUCAUGUGGCGCCUUUUCCUGGUAUAAAGACGUACAUUGAUCCCGACACCUACGAGGAUCCCACCCAGGCUGUGCAUGACUUUGCCAAAGAAAUUGACACUUCAGGAAUUCGCAUUGAGCGAGUCAUUGGAGCCGGUGAAUUCGGGGAGGUGUGCAGCGGGCGGCUGCGUACCCCCGGGAAGAAAGAGAUCCCCGUGGCCAUCAAGACGCUGAAGGGCGGCUACGUGGAGCGGCAGAGGAAGGACUUCCUGAGGGAGGCGAGCAUCAUGGGACAGUUCGACCACCCCAACAUCAUCAGACUGGAGGGGGUAGUGACAAAAAGUCGUCCUGUCAUGAUCGUGGUGGAGUACAUGGAGAACGGCUCGUUGGACUCCUUCCUGAGGAAACAUGACGGGCACUUCACGGUCAUCCAGCUGGUAGGCAUGCUGCGUGGCAUCGCCUCGGGAAUGAAAUACCUCUCAGACAUGGGCUACGUCCACCGAGAUCUGGCCGCCCGAAACAUCUUGGUCAACAGCAAUUUGGUCUGCAAGGUGUCCGACUUCGGCUUGUCCAGGGUGCUGGAGGACGACCCUGAGGCUGCCUACACUACCACCGGAGGGAAAAUCCCCAUCAGGUGGACCGCACCAGAAGCCAUCGCCUACAGGAAGUUCUCGUCAGCCAGCGACGCCUGGAGCUACGGCAUUGUCAUGUGGGAAGUGAUGUCAUACGGAGAGCGGCCUUACUGGGAGAUGUCCAAUCAGGAUGUGAUCCUGUCCAUUGAGGAGGGCUACCGGCUGCCCGCCCCCAUGGGCUGUCCCGUGGCCCUGCACCAGCUCAUGCUGCACUGCUGGCAGAAGGAGCGCGGCCAGCGGCCCAAGUUCACAGACGUCGUCAGCUUCCUCGACAAGCUCAUCCGCAACCCCAGCAGCCUCCUCACGCUGGUGGAAGACAUCCAGAGCUUACCAGAGUCCCCAGGAGAUGUUCCUGAUUACCCCAUGUUCAUCUCAAUCGGUGAUUGGCUGGAUUCGAUCAAAAUGAGCCAAUACAAGAGUAACUUCAUGGUUGCCGGCUUCACCACACUGGACUCUGUCACGACGAUGAGCAUCGAGGAUGUCAGGCAAAUUGGGGUAACACUGAUCGGCCACCAGAGACGAAUAGUCAGCAGCAUACAGACACUGAGACUCCAGCUGUUUGAGGUCCAAGAGAAGGGAUUCCAUGUAUGAGACUACAACUCUGUGCCUCAGCCAUGAGCUUCAGAAACAGACUUGCAUUCUUAGCAGGUGUAAAGUGGUGGUGUGUGUUUUUUUCCCCCUUAUUUUCUGAAGACUGCUGCAGAUGGCUUGCUUAUUUCAACUUCAAUUUACCAAGACUGCUUGUUGACAUCCAGCAUCUUCCAAUAGACAUUUAAAUCUGAACUUUGGCAGGCUGGCAUGUCAAAAAGGAAAAUGUGAGCCUUGUUUGCAGUAAAAAAAAAAAAAAAAAAUGUCUAUACGAAGCAACAGUAUCAGUACUUAGAAGUGUAGAUUUGAGAACGUAAUCUACAAUUACUCCAUGUUUUGUGACCACGUAGCUGCUAACUGGUGUGCAAUGGGAAGAACAGUCCGUAAAUUAAAUAAUUUUUAUGUUCAAUAAGUAACCAUCUUGAGAGAUUUAUGUAACACACUUAUUUCAUCGAUCUCAGACAUUUUCUGUUUGUUUAUACUUGAACGGUGAGGCGAGGAGAUGUUGAAGAAUGUUUAUGACUUUGAAGUGUAUAUUCCAUUCAUCAUAUGGUUAUAAUCUAAAUAUAUUUCUAUGUGCAGUCCUGUAUGUAUGUGAGACGUGUACGAGAGCCCUAGAGAAUGUUAUUUUCACUUUCUUUCUUUUUUUUGUUAAAUCAGCAAUACUUAUGCAGUGUCAAGAAGUGGAGAAUUUAGCUAUGGAUGUUGAAAGUAGAACUGUGGGCCCCCGCCAGCACCUGUGUAGUCACGGCGAAUGUGAGCACAGUGUUUGCUGUAGUCAUGAGGCGCUUCAGUUGUGGAUUUGUCAUGUGCCGUAAUAAGCUCUGUAUGUCCAUUUAUAGAUGGCCAUGUGUACAUAAACUGGAUUUGUUAGAAUUUCUAUUGUCAAUUUAUCAGAUUCAGAUGAAAGUUCUUUAGUCAUUGACAAAAUACUGCUUUAGCUGGGUAUCUCCUAUCACAGGAAAACAACAUAUGUGGAGACAAACAAAGUCAUGUACAGUCUGCAUUGCCGUGCUUAAGGUCAAAUUUUGCUCUGUUCUCCCAACCCUAUAAUCGGAAGAGGCGUUUCAUAACCCACUGUCGUCCAAACGUGGACCUGAAACAUUUCAUGGAUCUGAAGAAUGCGUACAUACCUCUGCUCCUUCACAGCGGGUCACUGCAGGAGAGGUGUCUGAACUGUGCUGUGCCAGCUUAUACCCUGCAGUGGGAGGAGACAUUGUUUGGCAUGUCACUGCUAAGCAAAGAGGACACUGCUAGUUUGUUUUGUACAAAGUACAAGUGAUUAUUAUUAAGUCGUACAUUUUAUUUUUCUAUGAUUUCCAAAGAGACAUUGUAGAUCUUACGCACUGUAAGAGCUGGAUUAUUAUAGUGAUAUAUUAGCAAAUAAUAAAGAUGAAAGA